UACAUAUGGCUACCGUUUCUCUUUCCCUGCACUCAAAGAGAGAAGAAAAUGGCAAUGGCCUUAUCCUCAUCUACAAUUACUCCGACCCUCAAACUGUCGCCUCCUCCAAAAUCCCAACCUGCCCGGCUUCUCCUUCGCAUCCCCUCCAACACCAAUUCCACCGCCCCAACUUCGAUCAAUAAGCUCCUCACCGUUGCACCUUCCGACAAGUGGAGGCUCCGAAUCUCUUUCUUUCCUGCCUUUUUGAAGAAAGGGAAAGAUGUUGGUGCCCUUAAAGAGGAGCUUCUUGAGGCGAUUGCGCCCCUUGAUCGAGGAGCUGAGGCCACCCCUGAAGACCAGGAAAUGGUCGAUCAGAUAUCACGUAAACUUGAAGCAGUUAACCCAAUGAAGGAACCACUCAAAUCUGAUUUACUAAAUGGGAAAUGGGAGCUCAUAUAUACCACAUCAACAUCAAUUCUGCAAACUGAGAGGCCCAAGUUGUUAAGAUCAAGAACAAACUAUCAAGGAAUCAAUGUAGAUACACUAAGAGCUCAAAAUAUGGAAUCCUGGCCAUUCUUCAACCAGGUCACAGCCAACUUGAAGCCUUUAAACACAACAAAAGUAGCUGUUCAAUUUGACACUUUCAAAAUUCUUGGUCUGAUACCAAUUAAAGCGCCAGGAAGAGCGCGUGGUGAACUGGAAAUCACAUAUUUGGAUGAAGAGUUGCGAAUAUCUCGAGGUGACAAAGGGAACCUCUUUAUCUUGAAGAUGAUCGACCCUUCUUAUCGGGUACCGGUAUAACAUUAAUCUCUUUACUAUUAUCUUAUAAUCUGUAUAUUUAUUAUAUACCAAAUUAUACCUUAGGAAUCUCUCCAAAGUGUAAUCUAGAAAUGUCCUUUUCCCAAA
Cucurbita maxima (winter squash) is the source of this 885-nucleotide messenger RNA. Its product is annotated as probable plastid-lipid-associated protein 4, chloroplastic. Bases 49 to 780 code for a protein of 243 amino acids. NCBI's taxonomy places the organism in Eukaryota, Viridiplantae, Streptophyta, Magnoliopsida, Cucurbitales, Cucurbitaceae. The record is from RefSeq and is a predicted model, not a curated record. The transcript is spliced from 6 exons.